Molecule: messenger RNA, 1131 nt
Organism: Fusarium musae
Lineage: Eukaryota; Fungi; Ascomycota; Sordariomycetes; Hypocreales; Nectriaceae
Exons: 2
Coding region: 1-1131 (376 amino acids)
Cellular component (GO): cell periphery; cell septum
Molecular function (GO): chitin synthase activity
Source: RefSeq, a predicted model, not a curated record
AUGGGCAAUGUCCCGCAGCCAGACAAGGCUGAAAUGCUCGGCAGCCGUGGACUCACUGUUGAAACUUCUGGAUAUCCUGAAGUUGAUGACCCCGUUGAUCCAGCACGAGUCCUCACUCGACAAGACCUUACCAAGCAGCGUAUCAUCUUCCUCGGCGCUAUCCUGCUGCUCAACAUCAUCCUAGCCAUCACCGCGAUACUAGGAAAGGAAUCCAAGGUGGCUCUAGCGAUGAUAUACUUCAUCAAGAGUAAAGACUUUCUCUCCUCCAUCAUAUCCACCGUGGGCCUUGUAUUUACCAAGGUGCACCAGACACUCUGGCCCCCAGACCCCAUCACACAGCGCUGGAUAUUAUCCCUGAUACCGGCAUACUCGGAAAGCGAGGAACAGAUCGUCAAAACAAUAUUCUCGCUCCGUGACAACGGUACGGAGCCUCAUCGCCAGGUUAUGGUGGUGAUACUUGACGGGCAACCCCGAGACAUCCGAGGGAAUAUGACACGGGUCAUCACCCAGCUCGAGAGAGCAUACAUAUCCUUCAAGUGGAAAAGGGGAACAUUGCGAAUAAUUGCCGGCUAUAUGGAAGACGUUCCCGUUAUUGUCCUCGAAAAGCUCAAGAACGGCGGCAAAAAGGACUCGCUUAUCCUGUGUCAUGAUCUGUUCAAUUGCAUCCGCCCCAACGCGCCGAUUUACACGAGGCUCUUGAGAGAAGAGAUAUGGACUCACAUCUUGCCGUCUCUGCUGCCGGAAACAGAUCAGUUCCAAGGCUUUGAUAUGGUGUUUUGCACCGACGCAGACUCCACGAUUCACAAGGGCGCGUUAGCCAAGCUUGCAAAUGCUCUGUGCCGCAACAAGAAUGCCAUUGCAGCCUGCGGCCUUGUUCUUGUGGAGCUGGAGCCAGGAUAUGAAUGGUCCGUCUGGAACCUGUACCAGCAAUUCCAGCUCCAGUACACCUUUGGCCAGUACGUUCGCAGAAGAGCAGAACACUAUAUCGGAAAGGUCACAUGCCUUCCAGGCUGCAUCACCAUGAUAUCUGUUAGGGAAGAGAUGGGAGGGGCUAUACAAAAGUAUGCAGAGCCCAUCACCGGGGAUUUGGUGCUCUCACAUCAAGUGCAGUAUCUUGUGAGUGGAACUUGA